CGGUCGCGGAAAUGUCGCGGAAAUUGCGCAUAGAAAGUCGACAAAUAUAGGGAGAGACACUAACAAGCUAACAGAAGCUGUGACUGGCAUAUGGUCACCAAACGUGCUGGUAUAAUCGACGUUAUCGCAUGGAAAAUUUCAUUAACUGUGAAAUGAGAGACGUCCACUCAUUUUUCUCCCAUAUUGCUGGGAAACAUACUUAAAACAUGUGUUUGAUAGAUAAAAAGGAAAAUAUUUGUUUUUCGAAAUACCUUACGAUUUGAAAAAUUAAUGAGUCCCUAAUUAUAUAAUAUUUUUCGGUCUCCCCACCAAAAAAUUCGACGAAUCGAUUAAUUCAAGUUACGUCGCCUUGACGCAAUCACGUAUUCUUUCAUAAUCCGGGCCGAAAUAUAGUCUGAGGGUCGCGCAGAAAAUCGAUCUGCUCAUUGUCAGUAGUACAAGAAUUCACGUAGGAUAGCAAUCCCCCGAGUAAUUUUCCAUUUUUUUUUCCCCCGAGCCGUGGAGAAUUUUUUUUUAUUUUGCCAUGAUUGUUCAUCAUUCCUCGACACAAUAGGAGAAGUGCUUCCUGAAAAUCACGGGUAUGGAGAGGCUGUUUGUCAUCGUCUGUGCACUUGGAGUUAUCUCCGUUGGAUCAGAAAAGAGUGAACAGUCUGUUGAUCUGAAGGAUUACAAUCAGAAUUACAUUAAUUGGCAUUAUGUGCAGCGCGAGAAGGACAACCGGAUUGAUGAACUUCCAGUAAAUAGGGCUUAUGAUCGUCAAACCGAGCAAGAAGCUGAAUACGAAAUUUACAGGCUGUUAUCCAAUACAGGAGGCCCAGUGGAUAUGGUAAAAUUGAACGCCCUGGGUGAUCGUUUGAUAUCCCAAGCGGACGUGACAGAGGAAGCCCGGAGAGUAGUGAGGCAGGUGAAGAAGCAGCAGCCUGGCUUUUUCUGGAGCCUCUUUCGGAUCGCCUUUGAGAGUGUCGGUGACACAGUAUCCACUGUACAGGAGAUCAUUAAAGUUAUCAAUAAGGCUAUCAAUCCACCGCCGACGACAACGGUAAAGGCCCCUUCAUCUGUUGGAUCUACAAAUAAAACUACCACGAGCAGUCCACCACCAUUCAUGCUCACUGCAGAGGGCAUCGCCACAACCAUUAGGAGAAAUCUUAAAGGGCUCAUAAGACUUUUUAAUAUUGAGUGGAAAGACGCUAUCGAUGGCUCAAAAGUCAGCAUUCAUGAACUCAAGAAGGACUUGGGGAAGAGUAUAGCCUCAUCCCUUACAGACAAUCCCAACGCUUACUAAUCACAAUAACAAAAAACUAUUUUCCUUGCACGAUAAAUUCUGUUAAUGUUCAGCAAUAUAAAUAUGCAAUUUGUAUAUAAUUAUGUGAAUUAUCCAUGUCAUUAUGUAUAACAUCAAUUGUAAUUUGAAGGAGAAUGAGAUGAAUACAUAUUAUGGUAUUGCGUAUUUUUAUAUAUGAA
This is a messenger RNA of Fopius arisanus, 1461 nucleotides long. RefSeq lists its product as uncharacterized. Lineage: Eukaryota; Metazoa; Arthropoda; Insecta; Hymenoptera; Braconidae. The record is from RefSeq and is a predicted model, not a curated record. The coding region runs from base 581 to 1282 and encodes 233 amino acids. The transcript has 5 exons.